Molecule: messenger RNA, 518 nt
Organism: Porites evermanni
Lineage: Eukaryota; Metazoa; Cnidaria; Anthozoa; Scleractinia; Poritidae
Source: the annotation of a GenBank genome assembly
AUGAAACCACUACCGCCACUUCACAGAGAGCCUAGAGAGCAGAGAAGUCCUGCAACAUUAGAAGCAUUAGUCCUGUUAGACGUGCCUAAUCCAGGUGAAGCCACCCAGGAAAACCUGCCCCCCUGCCACAGUGUCAGAAUAAAACUCGAAGCACACGAAUUUGAGGAGUCUAGACAAGAAAGUAAACAAGAACACCAAAAGAAAUUCAGGUAGGUCAUGAAAGAAUUGAAGUUUGAAUAGUUUUUCCUAACCGAGCCGUUGCUGUGUUAUAGUCAAAUGUUGUUGUAUAGAAUCACACUAAACAAACUAUUUUGCAAGGUUUGCACACCGUAGUCAUUAUCUUAUCUAAUCAUGUUGUUUUCCUUUCUAGACAAACGCUGCAUGCCAUUAGAAGUCUUCCUCUCUGCCGGUAUACAGACUGGGUGUUUAAUAACGAAGAUUGCCAGUGUAAUGUUCGAUUAGGAAUUAUGAGAUUAUUAAUCGAUGAUUUUAUAAACGAUCGAGAGUUUAAUCCGUUG